UCCACCCAUGUACGGCAAACAAUCGGUGCGAGAUUGCCCUUUUCUCUUCCUUAUCCCGUUUAUAUGAUCGGAGAGGAACUGCGCUUCAGGUUGGAAGCGGUGCGAUCAUGGCUGAGCGAGUCCAGCAGCCCCCAGCCAAGCGGCACUGCUGCCGGCCCGGCUACAACCCGGCAUGCAGGCAGGGGCAGCGGGCUGGCGGAGUCCUGUGUGGCGGCGCGGGGUCCGCUCCGGGAGGGUCGGGGAACGGAAAAACGCACAACCCCGAGUCGUUGCUCGACAUCGCGGCGCGCAGAGUCGCCGAGAAGUGGCCGUUCCAGCGGGUGGAGGAGCGCUUCGAGAGGAUCCCGGAACCCGUGCAGCGGAGGAUCGUAUACUGGUCAUUCCCGAGAAGCGAGAAGGAGAUCUGUAUGUACUCCUCUUUCAACGCCGGAGGAGAGGAAAGUGGAACUAGCGGGGACAGUAAUGACGAGACCCAGCUGCCUUUCCUGAGGGGUGUCACUCUGCUCGAGGGUGGCUGGGUGGACAACGUUUUACAAGUCGGUUUCCAUCUGAGCGGCACGGUGACGGACCCGGCCACGCCCUCGUCCCCGGAGCUGGUGUGCAGCGUCAGCGUCAGCUUCGACCGCUGCAAGAUCACGGCGGUGACGUGCACCUGUGGCAACAAGGACAUCUUCUACUGCGCCCACGUGGUAGCGCUGUCGCUCUACAGGGUACGGAAGCCCGAGCAGGUCAAACUGCACCUCCCCAUCUCAGAGACGCUGUUCCAGAUGAGCCGGGACCAGCUGCAGAAGUUCGUCCAGUACUUGAUAUCGGUCCACCACACGGAGGUUCUGCCCACUGCUCAGAAACUGGCCGACGAGAUUCUGUCGCAGAACUCGGAGAUCAACCAGGUUCACGGGGCCCCGGACCCCACGGCGGGAGCUAGCGUGGACGAUGAGAACUGCUGGCACCUGGAUGAGGAGCAGGUUCAGGAGCAGGUCAAGCUCUUCCUUUCCCAGGGAGGAUACCACGGCUCGGGCAAGCAGCUCAACCUGCUCUUCAGCAAGGUGAGGGAGAUGCUGAAGAUGCGUGACUCCAACGGAGCGAGGAUGUUAACACUGAUCACAGAGCAGUUCAUGGCCGACCCUCGGCUGGCGCUGUGGAGGCAGCAGGGCACCACCAUGACCGACAAGUACAGGCAGCUCUGGGACGAGCUGGGUGCCCUGUGGAUGUGCAUCGUACUAAACCCUCACUGUAAGCCCGAGCAGAAGUCAUCGUGGUUGCGCCAGUUGCGCCGGUGGAACAGCGUGGAUGUCUGCCCCUGGGAGGACGGUAACCAUGGCAACGAGCUGCCCAACCUCACCCACUCACUGCCUCAGGGUGCCCAUGGCAACCAAGAGAUGCGCCCCCACCGGACCGUGUUCACUCGGGCCAUUGAAGCCUGUGACCUGCACUGGCAGGACCGACACCUCCAGCACAUUAUCGCCAGUGACCUCUACGCCAACUACUGUUACCAUGACAACCAGGAGGGCUCCCUGUUCGACUCGCGCGGCUGGCCGCUGUGGCACGAGCACGUGCCGACGGCCUGCGCCCGCGUGGACGCGCUGCGCUCGCACGGGUACCCGCGAGAGGCGCUGCGCCUGGCCAUCGCUGUGGUGAACACGCUGCGGCGGCAGCAGCAGCGGCAGCUGGAGCACUUCCGCCGGCACAAGAAAGAGUUGCUGCACAAAGGCCACACGUCCAUAACCAACAUGGAGGGCUGGGUGGGACACCCCCUGGAUCCCAUCGGCACCCUGUUCAGCACCCUGACAGAGUCGGGGCGAGUGGGGGAGGAGGGCUCCAACACCUGCUUGGACCUCUCAGACUGCUCCAGCGUGGUGAGUCGGGCGGACCUCCAACGCAUGCCUGUGCAGCGACUGCUGGGAGACGGGGAAUCGUACAUGGCGCUGGCGGUGGAGACCGCCCUGAUCGGCCUGGGCCAGCAGCGGGUGAUGCCCGACGGGCUCUACGCCCAAGAGAAGGUGUGUCGCAACGAAGAGCAGCUGUUGGCCAAGCUGCAGGAAGUGGAACUGGACGACUCCCUGGUCAAGAUCUUCCGCAAACAGGCCGUCUUUCUGCUGGAGGCUGGCCCGUACUCCGGCCUCGGAGAGAUCGUCCACAGAGAGAGUGUUCCCAUGCACACCUUCGCCCGCUAUCUCUUCACCUCUCUCCUACCUCACGACGCUGAACUGGCGUACAAAAUUGCACUGAGAGCCAUGCGGUUGCCGGUGUUGGAAUCAGCCGCCUCGUCCGGCGACCUGACGCGACCCCACCACAUCGUGUCCGUGGUGCCCAACCGCUACCCGCGCUGGUUCACCCUGAGCCACAUAGAGUCCCAGCAGUGUGAGCUGGCCUCCACCAUGCUCACGGCUGCCAAAGGUGACAGUCGCAGGCUGGAGACGGUCCUGGAGUCCAUUCAGAAAAACAUUCACUCCUCGUCUCACAUCUUCAAACUGGCGCAGGACGCGUUCAAGAUCGCCACCCUGAUGGACAGCCUGCCCGACAUCACGCUUCUCAAAGUGUCUCUGGAGCUGGGACUGCAGGUGAUGAGAAUAACCCUGUCCACAUUAAACUGGAGGAGGAGAGAGAUGGUGCGCUGGUUAGUCACAUGUGCCACUGAAGUGGGCGUGUACGCGCUGGACAGCAUCAUGCAGAGCUGGUUCACCCUCUUCACCCCCACGGAGGCCACCAGCAUCGUGGCCACCACCGUCAUGUCCAACAGCACCAUCGUCCGCCUGCACCUGGACUGCCACCAGCAGGAGAACCUGGCGUCGUCGGCCCGCACCCUCGCCCUGCAGUGCGCCAUGAAGGACCCGCAGAACUGCGCCCUCUCCGCCCUGACCCUCUGCGAAAAGGACCACAUUGCCUUCGAGACAGCCUACCAGAUUGUACUGGACGCGGCGGCGACGGGGAUGAGCUACACGCAGCUCUUCACCAUCGCGCGCUACAUGGAGCACCGCGGCUACCCCAUGAGGGCGUACAAGCUGGCCACGCUGGCCAUGGCCCACCUGAACCUCAGCUACAACCAGGACACGCACCCGGCCAUCAACGACGUGCUGUGGGCGUGCGCCCUCAGCCACUCGCUGGGGAAGAACGAGCUGGCGGCCGUCAUCCCGCUGGUGGUGAAGAGCGUGAAGUGCGCCACCGUGCUGUCGGACAUUCUGCGGCGGUGCACGCUGACCACGCCGGGCAUGGUGUCGGCGCUGCACAGCCGCAGGAACUCGGGGAAGCUGAUGUCCCUGGACAAGGCGCCGCUCAGGCAGCUGCUGGACGCAACCAUUGGGGCCUACAUUAACACCACGCACUCGCGGCUCACGCACAUCAGCCCGCGCCACUACAGCGAGUUUAUAGAGUUCCUGGGGAAGGCCCGGGAGACGUUCAUGAUGGCGCACGACGGACACAUUCAGUUCACCCAGUUCAUAGACAACCUGAAACAGAUCUACAAGGGCAAAAAGAAACUAAUGAUGCUGGUGAGGGAGAGGUUCGGCUGAGGGUGAGGCUGGGGGUCCCUAAAAGCCCCCCCCCCCCCCCCCCCCCCCCCCCCCCCCCACUCCCCCUCCCGCUCUAGUACUUUUCUAUUAACUUGAGUCUGCCUUUUGAACUUCUUUUGGACUUACAAGAUAGAUAAGUAAAAAAGAGGGAUGUGACUUGUAGAAUGAAGCAAAAAGAGAAAGGAAAAGAAGACAAAAAAAUCAACAGAGCCACACGCGGUAUUAUUGUUCUUGCUGUUGUUAUUGUUAUAAACAUUACUAUUAUUAUUAUUAUUAAUAAUAUUAUUACUACUAUGUGUACAGAAGUGUUUUUAUUUUUCAGAAGAGAGGAAAUUUGUCACGUUGUGAAUGUCGUGUGUAUUUCUCUACAUGUGUAUGAGAGGAAAAUGAAAAGUGAAAUGGCUUUUUAAUUUUUUUUUUAUUUUUAUGUUUUAAAGCAUCUUUUUUCCCUUUUUCAGUGUAUACUGAGUUAUACGUUGUCAAGUGGCUGAAGCCCUUCUGCAGUAACGAUCAUGUUAAAACAACAACAACAAAAAAGAAGAAGAAGUAAAGAAAAAAAACGACGUCUCGGCAUCCUCAAAGAGAAACUAAGGCUUUAAACCACACAGAGCACCUCCCUUCGUCCGGGCCCGCACCGCUAGGACCCGGGCAGCACUGCACAGCUUAGCUCGGCUCGGCACAGCUUGGGUUAGCACUGACGGAAAGCCGCCAUCAGCAUUUUCUUCAGACUCGGCAGUAGCAGCGGCAGCAGCACUUGAGCAGCCAUUAGUUUUCUCGGGGUCCCAGGCAUUAGCUUCAUUACACACAGCAACGCUCGUGGCCAACUCGUGUUGUUGUUGUCGUCGUAAUCGCACCCACCUCCGUAGUGAGUACCUGUUUCAGACAGAGGACGGUAUGCAGGCGCUACAGUGACGGCACAUUACACAAAGAUAAUGAGUAUUAUUGUUGCAUUAAUGUAAUGUAGUACAGCUGUGAUUUUAGCAGUUCAGUUUCGGCUACAUGUACAUAACUGUUGGGUUCUAGUGAUGCAGAUACCCAGAGGGAGGCCACUACCUCAUAACACGGUAUUGAACCUGUUCCCAGUUUGUAUUUGUUCGUUUGUUUUUGUUUUUUUUUUCUUUUGCAUCUACAAAAUGUAUCAUCAACGAUAACUGACAGUGUUAAACAGGCGAUUCAGUAGUGAAACCGAGGUUAUGAGGAGUUUCGGAGUCAGAUUCCUGCUGGGCUCUGCUGUAAGCCACUCCCCCCGGCACCGGUACUUAGCCCCGCCCCCAAAAAACGUCCCCCACGUCAGCCCCCGUCUCAUCUCCACAGCCACCAUUGUACGGUGUUUUCAGACUAGGCCAGUGUCAUUUCCCUCUGUGCAUGUGAAUCAUAGAAAUUAGACUUUCUACUGUUAUAGUUCAUUGUGUGGAACCUUCAGUAAUUGUCAACCAGAACGUUCUCAGGGAUUUCUCUACGCAGGAAAAAGGCGGAACAAAUGAACGACUGACUACAGGAAAAGACAAAAACAUGACACAACAUGAGCGAGCAUUUAUUCUACUCUGUAUAUAUGCCAUAGUAUAUGUCUGAAUAUGGAGGAUCUGAAAGUAUAUGUUAACUAAUUUAUACAGAGUAUUCUAUGUAAUGUGAAAUACUUGAAGCCGCUGUAGUUUGCUCUCUCUCGCUCUCCUUCUCUUUCUCUCUUUUGUCUUCUCUUUGUUUCUCUUUUGUUGAAAACAGAACAUAUCAGAAGGACUAGGCCGACCUUGGGGAAGACUCACAAGGUCGCACGUGUUCCUACUUGAGACGCUGGAUCCCGUCAGAAAUGCAGAUUGACUCAAAUUGAUGAUGGCGGAGAAAAGCACCGUCGUUCAUUCCUGCUGACUGAAGCAUAGAGAGGCGAGGGUGGUAGACUACUUCAGGCCACUGGUCGAUAAAUGUUUGAAAACACAAUACAGAAUUUCUUGAAGUACUUUAGUUAUGCAUGUAAGCUGUCGUACUAGCCUAGUACUCCAUAGGACUCUAUGGGCAAAGACUAUAAUGUGCUUUAUACAGGAGCUAAUUGGAGUUGUGGUCAAAAAAACGAUGUAUUAUGUGUCCAGCCUUACGUGAAUAUAAGGACAUAUCUCAGCUCAAGUCUGCUUCAUUUUACAGUAAUAUAACCCUUGUUGAAGUAACUUAACUCACAGAGAUAAUUAUGCACAGGUUCAAAUAAUCACAAAUUUCAAAAACUGUCUCCUCAGCUCUCGCUUCCAUCCUGCAGAAUUUCCAGUGUCACCAAACACUUCGGAUGAUCAGAUGUCCUGUCACGACUUGCUUUCUUCACCCCGUUCCGUUUUCCUUUCUGUGCAUCUCUUCUUGUGUUGAUUAAAGAUAAAAGCAGCCUUUUCUCUUGCCUUGUCUUAACGCUUUAAAGUAACCAAACAGGAGAUCUAUCUAACAACCAAACGCGUUCUAAGAGGUGAGAGACAACCCACCUUGGUCCCAGCUUUAGUGUCCUUAAUUAGUAAGUGAAUGGCUGUGUAACCCAUGCUUUAACAAAGCAAUCCUCACGUGUGUUUGGUGAAAACAAUAUGUUGUCCAGUGUCUCUUGUUCUCUUCAGAAACAAUUUCCUCUAAGUCUUUCUAGCUGUUUUUUUGUUUUAUUUUUGUUUGUGUAGGAAUCUUCUGCUCUCCCAUUUUAUUUAUUACAAUGUCCCAUGUAUACAUGCUUAUGAAAUUAAGAUUUGAUACACCGAUAUCAAUUUAUUUAUGUAACUAAAUCACUGUUUUAUAAUCUUGUUAAUGAGUCAAUAAUUGAUUUUUUUUUGUUUUUGUUUUUUGUUUUAAUAAAAGUUAGUUUUUUGAAAUGUA
Messenger RNA from Betta splendens (Siamese fighting fish), 6344 nucleotides. RefSeq names its product zinc finger SWIM domain-containing protein 6-like. Gene Ontology annotation, molecular function: zinc ion binding. The record is from RefSeq and is a predicted model, not a curated record. NCBI's taxonomy places the organism in Eukaryota, Metazoa, Chordata, Actinopteri, Anabantiformes, Osphronemidae. The coding region runs from base 108 to 3509 and encodes 1133 amino acids. The transcript is spliced from 14 exons. Gene Ontology annotation, cellular component: Cul2-RING ubiquitin ligase complex.